UUUUUCUUUCACAUAUAAAUAAAUAACAAGUGAUUGUAAAAGUGACUUUUUGUUAAUAACGCCCUGCUGCAUUAGAACAUUCUUUUAUCAAUCAAAAUAGUGAACAUUUUUGUGGUCCUUCGAGUCGUGAGGGUCAUUGUGCGCGUGAACAAGAUCGCCAUUUUGUGAAAAAUUGUGUCUAAUCUUUGUCUCAAGGAGGUCGUCACGUGACCAAGUGAUCCAUUCAACAUUCAUCAAUUCAUUCAGAUUGUGCUGCACUCUGGCGGGCGGCGGGCAGAAGCAACCUAUAUUUGUCAAUAUCGGUCUUAAAACACUCGAGUCCAGGCCAAAAAAAUUGACACAAAAAAAAGAAGCGACAGGCUUAUUUCAACGUCAUCAGGCUUCUUUCAUUUUUUCUAUUGUUUUUCUACGUGUUAUUUUUUCGACAUGACGGAACAAGAUAAUUUUCAAGAAUUACAACAAUUAAAACAACAGAGAAGUUCAUUAAAAGGAAAACUCACACGUAUAUGUAAUUUCAUACAAAGUUAUAGUGCUACGAACAAUACACUUCAUGAGAUCAAGGCGCGUCAAGCCGAACUGGAGAAAAUUUUCAUUAGAUUCGACGAGUUGCAAUCUGCGAUCGAGUGCUGUGAAUGCGACGAUCCAGAACGUCAAGAGAUUUACGAGCAAGAACGACAAACUUUUGAAGACAAAUAUUACUUGGUGAAGUCGAAAAUGGACGCCUUACUAACUGGGCCUAUUAUUACCGCACGAUUGUCAACAGAUCAUCAACAGCUUAGUUCGACCUUGAAUCACGAUACCAUGUACAAGAAACCACGCGUUAAGUUACCUCAACUGGAAUUACCAAGGUUCGAUGGUGAUAUUCGGCAAUGGCCGGCAUUCAAGAAUAUCUUCAUGGCUUCCGUAGAUGACACCGACAUACCAGUGGUCAACAAAUUACAAUAUCUGAAGUCGUCACUCACGGGAGAAGCAGCGAUCCUUAUAUCCUCAUUGCUAGUGACGGAGGAAAAUUAUACCAAGGCCAUGGAAAUUCUAUCAAGAAGGUACGAAAAUAAAACAAUAAUUGUUAACUAUCACUUGAAAUCGAUCACUAAUUUUUCAACUAUCACAAGAUAUAACCUUAAAGAUUUCUUAGUAACAUUACAACAAAGUUUAGACUCAUUAAAGGCUAUUAAGCUACCAGUUGACAGUUGGGACGCAUUAUUAGUGUUUAUAAUCUCUCAAAAACUUGAUAAUUCAUUGCGAGCUGCAUGGGAGCUCAAUAGAAAGGAAAAUACGAUCCCUACAAUGUGUGAAUUGCUUGAGUUCCUUAACGCGCGUAGAACUGCAUUUGAAAUGUUAAAUGCUGAUAAGUACAUUGAUAAGACAUAUGUCAAAACCUCCCAUGUCACAUCUGCUGUAAAUUCAUCUUGUAUAUUGUGUCAAAACCAACAUCAAUUGCACAAGUGUCCUAAUUACUUAGAACUCUCAGUUAAUGAUCGUAUAAAAAUGAUUAAAGCUAAAUCAUUGUGUUAUAACUGUUUACAGCCCUACCGAGCAAAUCAUGUGUGCUCAAAAUACAAAUGUCUAACAUGCCAUGGUAGACAUCACACCAGUAUACAUAUGGACAGAAAUCUACAGCAACAGCAGCCAUCAUCCAAAUCCAAGAUGCAUCCGGAAAGUGGAUAAACGCUCGAGCUCUCCUGGACGCAGGUAGCGAGGUCAACAUUGCUACCCACAGACUGGCAUCCAUGCUUCAGCUUGCAUGUAAAGGUGAUAUUUGUAAUAUUAGUGGCAUAGGUAACACCCAAAAACAAUCUCAAAUGAGUAUACAUACUAGUAUUUCUUCACGUUAUACUAACUACAAGGCUGAUCUCACAUUCAUUGUGUUGGAUAAUAUAGCAGUGCCGCUACCACACAACUAUAUACCUACACAUACCUGGCACAUACCAACUAAACAAGCACACACGCUUGCUGACCCUACUUUUUUCAUACCUAGCUCAAUUGACUUGCUUAUUGGAGCUGAGCUCUUCUACUCCAUACUACUGACAGGACGUAUAAAACUUGGUUCAUGCUUACCUUUCUUAAUUGAAACUACCCUAGGAUGGGUUGUAUCAGGUUCUUACAUUCCUGAUUCUAGUGAGCUUACUUCUGACUGCACUACACCUGUUAGCAUGCAUUUAUCACCUACUCCCACAGAUGGCAUACUCCAAUCUUUCCGGGAACAGGAGGAAGUACUGUCUACACAAAAGUUAAUCUCUCCUGAUGACAAAUACUGUGAGGAGUUGUACACCUCAACCACUACACAGAAUAAUGAUGAUAUAAUAUCUACUGCUCAAGUGGUUAAUAUUUGCUCUACAACAGGUAUUAAUUAUUCAUUUUUCUAUGAGCAUUUUAAAAGGUUUUCUAGCUAUACUAACUUGUCUAGAUCAAUUUCAUACUUAUUCAGAUUCAUACAUAAUUUGAAAAACAAGCAUAAUAAACUUACUUCUCAUUUAUCUGUUUCAGAGCUUAAACACUCACAGACUUUCAUUCUACAGGCCACACAGCAUCAUUCAUUCCAUAAGGAAAUCCA
Molecule: messenger RNA, 2554 nt
Organism: Pectinophora gossypiella (pink bollworm)
Lineage: Eukaryota; Metazoa; Arthropoda; Insecta; Lepidoptera; Gelechiidae
Exons: 2
Coding region: 427-1668 (413 amino acids)
Source: RefSeq, a predicted model, not a curated record